Molecule: messenger RNA, 885 nt
Organism: Staurois parvus
Lineage: Eukaryota; Metazoa; Chordata; Amphibia; Anura; Ranidae
Source: the annotation of a GenBank genome assembly
AUGUUUUUCACAUUGGGAGUCAUGAUCAUUCCUGGUAUUGCUUAUUUGAUUCCUACAUGGCAAGGCAUCCAGUUGGCUAUUUCUUUGCCAAAUUUCCUCUUUCUUCUUUAUUACUGGUUUAUCCCAGAAUCUCCGCGCUGGUUGUUAAUACGUAAAAAGAAAGACAAGGCUGUGCGCAUCAUUAGUGACAUUGCGAAGCACAAUGGGAGAUGUCUUACUCCAAUCUAUUGCCAGAUAACUGUAUCUGAUGAAGAAGUUACCAAUCCUGCAUGCAUGGAUCUGGUCAGAACUCCACAGAUGAGAAAGUGUACAAUAAUUCUUAUGUAUGCAUGGUUUACAAGUGCAGUUAUCUACCAGGGUCUUGUUAUGCGUCUAGGGAUUGUAUCUGGGAAUCUAUAUACAGAUUUUUUUAUUUCUGCUGUGGUGGAGUUACCGGCUGCUGUUCUUAUUCUAGUCUCGAUUGAUCGCAUUGGGAGGAAACUUCCAUUUGCAUUGAGUAAUGCUGGAGCAGGAAUAGCUUGCCUAAUAACUGCUGCAAUACCAAAAGAUGUCAUGUGGCUUAAAAUAACGUUGGCCACACUAGGACGACUGGGAAUCACAAUGGCUUUUGAAAUAGUAUACUUCAUUAAUACAGAACUUUAUCCAACACCACUGAGAAAUUUUGGUGUAUCGUUAUGCUCAGGAAUGUGUGAUUUAGGAGGAAUUAUUGCACCGUUUCUGCUAUUCCGAUUGGUUGAAAUAUGGGUGGAGCUGCCGCUCAUUAUAUUUGGAAUCCUUGCUCUCGUAUGCGGCGGUCUUGUUAUGUUGCUACCUGAAACAAUGGGAAUAUCCUUGCCAGAAGAAACAAUUGAGGACGUGGAAAAUCUUGGAAAUCUUGCAAGGUAA